This is a messenger RNA of Sarcophilus harrisii (Tasmanian devil), 2493 nucleotides long. RefSeq names its product mitochondrial fission factor (gene MFF). NCBI's taxonomy places the organism in Eukaryota, Metazoa, Chordata, Mammalia, Dasyuromorphia, Dasyuridae. Bases 575 to 1732 code for a protein of 385 amino acids. The record is from RefSeq and is a predicted model, not a curated record. The transcript is spliced from 14 exons. Gene Ontology annotation, cellular component: peroxisome; mitochondrial outer membrane. Gene Ontology annotation, biological process: positive regulation of mitochondrial fission.
CCGUCGCACUUCCGCCCGGUUCCGGGUCACCUGACCAGGCCCGGCGACGACUACGGGUCCUCUAAGGGGCCAGCCCCGGCCGUUCUCUCCCUCUCUCCGGAGCCGCUGCGGGGCCGUCCAGCCGGCUGCCUGUCCCCGGCGUCUUCAUGCGCCCGGCCAACGGCCUUUGAGAGUGCUCAGCCCGAGCUACCGGGGGAGCCGGCCCGAAAGGCCCUCGCCGGCGACUUCACCAACGGGGCUCUAGGGGGAAAAAAAGCAACAAGUACAGCACAUCCUAAUCGAAACAAGUUCAAGGAUUUGAUAUGAAGCACAGAAGCAGAUAGUGCAUAUAGCAAGGCAUAACUGGAAUACUUUUUAAACUUGCUUAAAAUUGUCUUUAUGAUCUCUGAGAUGUGCAACUAAAAGUUUGGAAUAAAUCCCUCAGCUGGGAAAGCAGUGUCCGUGCUCUUAUGUACAACUUCAAAAAAAAAAACCAAAAAAAGUCAGAUCUGUAGGGGAAUUGUAUAAAGUAAACUCAGCUGCAGGGUAGCAGUGUUUGAAUAGUCCUUGUAAAGGUGCCCAUACAGUUGCCAAAAUGAGUAAAAGAACGAGCAGUGACACCCCUAUAGGAAGGAUGAGUGGGGCAGCAUUUCCUUCUCCCACAGCUGACAUGGCAGAAAUAAAUCGUAUUCAGUAUGAGAUGGAAUACACUGAAGGUAUCAGCCAGCGGAUGAGGGUCCCAGAAAAGUUAAAAGUUGCUCCACCACCUCCUGAUUUGGAGCCAAGCUUCCCAGAAGGAGUCCCAAAUGCUAGUGUCACCAUGCAGGUUCCAGAGAGGAUUGUUAUAGCAGGUAAUACUGAAGACAUUUCAUUUUCAAGACCAGCAGAUCUUGACCUCAUUCAAUCAACACCUUUCAAACCCUUGGCAUUAAAAACACCUCCCCGUGUUCUGACACUGAGUGAGAGACCACUUGAUUUUCUGGACUUAGAAAGGCCCAUUCCUCCAACCCCUCAAAAUGAAGAUGAAAAGUCUCAUUCGGAGGAAGAACCCAGCCUUCAGCAAAUCCGUACAGUUGGCAGGCUGAAAAGGGAGAGGUCCAUGAGUGAAAAUGCUGUACGACAAAAUGGACAAUUAGUCAGAAACGAUUCCAUGUGGCUCAGAUCAGAUUCUGCCCCAAGAAAUAAAAUUUCAAGGUUCCAGUCAUCACUUUCAGCCCCGGAAUACACUGUGACACCAUCACAACAACAGGCCCGUGUCUGUCCUCCCCAUAUGUUACCGGAAGAUGGAUCUAAUCUUUACUCUGCUCGGGGCAUUUUGUCGUUUAUCCAGUCUUCCACCCGUAGGGCUUACCAGCAGGUCUUGGAUGUGCUGGAUGAAAAUCGCAGGUUGAUUGCCAUUGGAUAUGCCAAGAGAGAAGUAACCAUUGUCAUUGGUACAAAUAAGAUUGACCUCUCCAGGUCAUUGGAUUUAUUGCCAAUGUUACGUGGGGGGUCCGCAGCUGCCACUGCCACUUCUAACCCUCAUCAUGAUAUCAGAUAUGGUCUGACAUCUUUGGACACGACAAUUGAAGGAACACCAGAUGAUGUGACUGUUGUAGAUGCUGCUUCCCUGAGACGUCAGAUAAUCAAACUUAAUCGACGUCUCCAACUUCUGGAAGAAGAAAACAAAGAACGUGCAAAAAGAGAGAUGGUCAUGUAUUCGAUUACCGUAGCUUUCUGGCUGCUUAAUAGCUGGCUUUGGUUUCGCCGCUAGAGGUAACCUCAGCUCUCUAACAUACUUGUCAUAACAGCUGGAAAUAUAAAGCAUUUGCAAACUUCUUUGUUUCUGUCUCUGCAUUGUAUGCCGUUUGAUAAUCCAUGCACUGAAAAUGUAUUUCUUUGGGAAAGGACAAAGGAUCUAAAAUUUCAGAACUGAAAGGACAUCCUGUUGCUUGAUUGUAUUUAUUUUUUAAUCAUAUUUGCAGUAACACCUGCUUAAUAACCUCCCUUUGCAUGUUUUGUUAAUAGGCCUAAAUUUGUUUCUGAAAAGAUUUGCUUCUCUUGUCUACAUAAAAACAGACCACACUAAUUCUCUAAGUAGUAGAGAGGGCUUAUAAAAUGGAUUUGCAAAAGUAUCUGUAAAAAAGAGUAAAAAAAGUAUCUGUUUUUGUCCUGUGUGUGAAACACUGUUAGAUGAAAUCAUUUGUGAUUAGAUACUUUUGCAUCAGCUUCCCUGUAGCUGACAUGAACACUUUAAGCAUUGCAUCCUGGUGCCAGAUUCAAAAGAACCAAGUCACAUAAUAUUUCAAAAGUAUGUUCAUUAAGCACAUGUACAGAAUAAAUUAAAGGAAUUCUUGCUAACAUUUCAACAGAUUAUCCAGAAGUGUGUGUGAAAUGUAUUUUCUUAUUUUAGUCUUAAUUUUGCAGAUGUUUUUCUAUGAAAUACAUUUUUAAGCAAGUCCAUGUGUGAGUGAUUUAAAAGAUUACGGAAAAGGUACCAAUGUAGUGUAUUUAAUAAACUGUCGAACUAAAGCA